ACUAGCAGACGAAAUACAUGUGUAUCGAUCACGUGCCAGUCGUCUGAACCAAUCAACAAUGACGUUACAUACCGAGCAGGUCAUCUUAUAGUUCAUAGUUAUGGCGCGGAGCUAGCAUCCAAACAAGGUAAUUUCAACAACCAAGGAAAGACGAAAACAUGGGGUCUAAGCUGAAGAUGGGACACACAGGUCCUCCACCGAUGAAGUCGGAUCGAAUCUACAUCAAUCCGGGGGAGGAGGAUCAAAUGGAAAUCUCCGGGUUUAGGCCCCAUAAGCUGAAGACAGCUGUCGUGUGGUUCUUCAUCAUCAUCACGGUCGGCCUGCUGCGACUCUUCUUCUAUUGGCUCCCACACCUGUUUGUAAAGGCUACCCACUCCAGGUGCUCACUGGCGGUUGCUACGACAGUGUUAUUGAGGGAUCAGUACAAACAAUGGUUCAAGUCAAAUGUCUGCACUAUGAUCACCAGAGAUGGAACAUCAAUUGACCCAUUGAAUCCAGACAAGGCUAUCUCAUACAACUCCUCAAAUCAGAAAUCUAAUCUUCAAGCUGCGCAUGCUGAGAAUAAGAUCAACUACUUCAUCACAAAGAAGGUGAAAUAUAUCUGGGACCCUGAACGUGAUGAGUUCAUCAGGCUCAAGGGUCUGGAGAAAGAUAACCCAUGCUCCUACUUCUACCAGUUGAAGGGGCUCUCCUAUGAGGACCAACAAAGACGACAUGUCCUGUAUGGCCUUAAUUCAAUCAGAGUACAUGUGACACCCAUAAUCAAAAUAUUGUUGAAAGAGGUGAUUUCUCCAUUCUAUGUCUUCCAAUUGUUCAGUAUGUGUGUGUGGUAUGCUGAUGACUACGAGCUGUAUGCCAGCUGCAUCGUCUUCAUCUCCGCUUUCUCCAUCAUCAUCACCAUCUACCAGACGAGGAAGAUGCAGCGAGCAUUGCGUAACACCACUGCCGGGUCCACUAUUGUCACUGUGUGUCGUGGUAAUGAAGUAUAUGAAGAUAUUUCCUCUGAGGACUUAGUGCCAGGGGACAUUAUUGAGGUUCCUCGACGUGGCUGUUUCAUGCAGUGUGAUGCUGUACUCAUCAGUGGAAACUGUAUUGUCAAUGAGAGCAUGCUUACAGGUGAGCGAGAGAGUGUACCAAUCACUAAAACACCUCUUCCAAAUCCACAACUUGCCAGAGACCAGAAAGAAAACAUAUUUGACAUCAAACAACAUACAAGACACAUUUUGUUUUGUGGUACACAUGUGAUCCAGACUCGUUACUACGGAAACCAGAAGGUGAAGGCUGUGGUCGUCAGAACCGGUUUCCUUACUGCCAAGGGUGAACUUGUACGUUCCAUCCUAUACCCCAAACCAGUGGACUUCAAGUUCAACCGUGACACUUACUGGUUUGUGGGGGUCUUGGCUUUUAUUGCAUCGCUGGGCUUCAUCUACACUAUUGUUUUGAUGGUACAGGAUGGAGAAGAAGCUGGAGACAUCGUUCUGCGAGCCCUAGAUCUUAUCACCAUCACCGUCCCCCCUGCACUUCCAGCUGCCCUCAGUGUUGGCAUUGUCUUUGCCCAGCACAGACUCAAGAAGGGGAAAAUCUUCUGCAUCAGCCCUCGGGGCAUCAACAUCUGUGGCACUCUCAACGUGGUCUGCUUCGACAAGACUGGCACAUUGACAGAAGAUGGAAUGAAGAUGCAGAGUGUGGUGCCAUCACCCAAUGGCAGAUUUGAGGAAGAAGUGAGGGAUGUGAGCAGACUGAAACAUGACCUGCUCAUCUCUGCCAUGGCAACGUGUCACUCCCUCACGAUCAUCGAUGGCAGCGUCAUGGGAGACCCACUGGAUCUCAUCAUGUUUGAGGCAAUUGACUGGGUGUUGGAGGAGCCCGGUGAGGAGGAGACAAGGUUUGACAUGAUGGUGCCCACCAUUGUUCAUCCCCGAACCAGGAUUAACCGCAACUCUAUCCCAGGUGACGACAGCCAGCCAAUGGGAGAAGACAUCGGCGUGGUGAGACAGUUUACCUUCUCCUCCAGUCUACAGAGAAUGUCGGUCAUCACACGGAACCUCGGUGCCAACAACUUUGACCUGUUCGUGAAGGGCGAGCCUGAGAUGAUCACAAGUCUCUCCAAGCCUGAAACAGUCCCCGCUGACUUCCAGCAGGUGCUAAUGGCCUACACCCAGCAUGGCUACCGAGUUAUUGCCCUGGCAUGGAAACCCCUUCCACAGAAACUCAACUAUGUCAAGGUGCAGCGAAUCACCAGGGAGCAGGUGGAGAAGGAUCUCAACUUCCUGGGGCUGCUGGUGAUGGAGAACUGCCUAAAGCCGGAGACCACCCCUGUCAUCCAGACACUACGGGAGGCCGCCAUCAGAAACAUCAUGGUCACAGGUGACAACAUGCUGACAGCUCUGAGCGUGGCCCGGGAGUGUUGCAUGGUCGACCGAACUGACAGGAUCAUCGUGGUGCAGGCGUACCCACCACAGGACGGCAAAGCCGGGCCUCAAGUAGAAUUCAUGUAUGCGGAUGAGAGAGAGAAGAAAGUUGAGGAGGUUAUGUCAGUUGAUGGACAGUACAAUAUCCAGAUCGAUAUGGAAAACCAGCGGUUCCACUUUGCUGUGACUGGCAAGUCAUGGGCAGUCAUCAGACAGUUCUUCCCGGACAUGCUUGCCAAGAUUGUUGUGAGGGGAACAAUAUUUGCCCGCAUGGGACCAGACCAAAAGGCUCAAUUAGUGGAAUGCCUUCAAACUCUUGGUUACUAUGUAGGAAUGUGUGGAGAUGGGGCAAAUGACUGCGGAGCUCUGAAAACAGCGCACGCUGGGAUAUCACUGUCUGAAGCUGAAGCAUCUGUAGCCUCACCUUUUACUUCCAAGAACCCCACCAUUGAGUGUGUGCCUAAUGUCAUCAGGGAGGGACGAGCUGCUCUGGUGACGUCAUUUGGCAUCUUCAAGUAUAUGGCUUGUUACAGUCUCACCCAGUUUGUGUCAGUUUUGCUUCUGUACUGGAUUGGUGCCAACCUGACAGAUCCUGAGUUUUUGUUUAUUGAUCUCUUCACCCUCACCACACUCAGUGUCACAUUUGGUCGAACAGAGCCUUUUGCUGAGCUGGUGAAGGAGCCGCCCCCCAUCAGCCUCCUGGCACCUGGUCCCAUACUGUCAAUCAUCCUACAGACGGUCAUACAAACUGCUGCCCAAGUCUACUGCUUUCUGGAUGUACAGAGACAGCCUUGGUUUGAAAAGUUCAUUGACCAUGAUGAUGAUGAUUACUUGAGCUAUGAAAACUCGGCUGUGUUCUAUAUCUCCUCUUUCCAAUACAUCAUUCUGGCUGUAGCCUUCUCCAAGGGGGCACCGUUCAGGAAGACCAUCUUCUCCAACUAUUUCUUCUUGAUCAACCUGAUUGUCUGUACAGCGGGUGCAGUGUGGAUCACUGUCUACCCACCCACAGGGCUUGCUCACCUCAUGGAGGUGAAGACGUUCCCGUCCGUGCCCUACUCACUGGUGUACAUUGGCAUAGCUGUCAUCAACUUCCUCCUGUCUGUUAUGCUAGAGAUGUUUUUGAUGGACAACACGUCUGUGCGAGAGAAGUGCCGAGAGAAGGUCAAACACUGUCUUCCAUCAUCACAAUUCAAAUAUGCUGCCAUUGAACAAGAGAUUGCAGGGAAUCCGUCUUGGCCACCAGUGAGUCCAUCAGCGGUCAAUCUAGCCUUAGCAUUCCAGAGACUGGACAGUGCUCACCAUGUCCCAAAGGACCUCAACACUGCUACGAAGAAAGAAAUCCUAGAUGAACUCAUUGAAGACUCCGAUGUGGAGUCACGGAGUGUGAAAUCUCUUGGCCAAGUGACCCCGGACACCAGAAGUAUCAAAUCUCUCAGUGGCGUGACCCUCGCUAACACAGGUCAUACCCAGAAUGCAACAGCAAGUUAUCCCCAGAGACAGUUAUCGGCAGAAGGUGGGGAUUAUUACACGGAGCCACUUCUGAAAUCCGAUUCUGAUGUCAGGUUCCAAAAAGGAGAGACCAGUGUAGACGACAAUGGCAAAUUCAUGACUACAUUAUGACAGAAGAUACCAGGCAAUUUGUUUCAUGCAAUGACUUUGUGGGGUGUACUGCUUGGAUAUUCAUGACAUGGUCAGAGAAAAGGGGAGGGAGUUGUUUAUAGGUCUUAUGUAAUUUCACUUUUCUGGAAAAAGACUUGUUAUAAUUUUAAAUGGAUAUUUUUCCUUUCUUUUGGAGGUGAUUGUUACUUUGCAUGAUAUCUGUGAUUGCACAAAUUUGUUGGAAGAAUUACCACACACAUUACAUGCUGUGAGGAGUGGUGUACCUUUCCAACAAUGUCAAUAGCCUGUCUUUCCAUGGUUUAUAGAAUAGAUCAUGCAUGAUAUAGGAAUGACAUUUGUUUUUGAAAUAUUGUUGAAAGCAGUGUUACACCUUACUCUCAGUGGGGACUAUUUUGACAAGGAUGAGAAUGGCUUUAGUAACACCGGUUAGUUGCAGUGCUAUUGCAUUCCUUUGAAGCAAGCACAAAUUUUACAGCUGACCAACACUGUCAGAAACACCCCCCAUAUGGUUUUAAAAUGACCAGAAAUCGCACUAAAUUAGCUUUGUACUGUUUUUCUUAAGCAUGGUAUACUAUUGGGCUCAAAUAUAUGAUGCAAAAUCCAGCAAGCAGUUAUAUGUGAAAGCCUCAAAUAUGAGGGUUUGAAGGACUCAUUGAAUUGUCAUACCCCAUAUUACAGUCCACAACUUACAAAAAUCACCAUGUGUAUACAAUUUUAAUAUAUGCCACAGUAUUGUUGAUAUCUGACCUGUUACUACACAGUUUGUCUUCCUGAAAAGAUAUAUGUUGAUACUCAACCCCCAUUUUGAUAUAUACUACUGUAUUGUUGACAGCUUAAGCUGACACUCAGCAAAUUGUCUUCCUGAAAACACUCAGCUACUGUUCUUCCAGUGAGUGGACAACAGAACAUAUCAUUGUUUUACUGGACACGUUUUGUGCCAGUGCAGUUGUUGCAACUUAGGUAUGUAAGAAUAUCUGGA
Messenger RNA from Haliotis rubra (blacklip abalone), 5010 nucleotides. Its product is annotated as polyamine-transporting ATPase 13A3-like. Gene Ontology annotation, cellular component: membrane. Lineage: Eukaryota; Metazoa; Mollusca; Gastropoda; Lepetellida; Haliotidae. The record is from RefSeq and is a predicted model, not a curated record. Gene Ontology annotation, molecular function: ATP hydrolysis activity; ATP binding; ATPase-coupled monoatomic cation transmembrane transporter activity. Gene Ontology annotation, biological process: polyamine transmembrane transport; intracellular calcium ion homeostasis.